GUUUAUAUUAUGAUGGAGUAUGCAGGCCACGGGGAUCUUUUAGAAUACAUCAAACUCCGCGGAGCAGUGCCAGAAGAUCGUGCCCAGACCAUGUUCAAACAAAUUGUCUACGCCGUGGCCUAUCUCCACGGACAGAAAAUAGUCCACAGAGAUAUGAAAUGUGAAAAUCUCCUUCUGGAUUGUAUGAACAACAUUAAAAUAUCCGAUUUUGGAUUUGCUCGUUACUUCGAACCUAGCGACGUCAGCAAGACAUUUUGCGGAAGCGCAGCAUACGCAGCUCCGGAAGUUCUUCAGGGAAUUCCCUAUCACCUACCGUCUCACGACAUCUGGAGCAUGGGGGUCAUUCUGUAUAUCAUGGUGAGGCAGUUUUCUGUAACUUCCGUCAUAUUAUUAUUUCA
Mizuhopecten yessoensis (Yesso scallop) is the source of this 398-nucleotide messenger RNA. RefSeq names its product testis-specific serine/threonine-protein kinase 2-like. Gene Ontology annotation, biological process: intracellular signal transduction; protein phosphorylation; microtubule cytoskeleton organization. Gene Ontology annotation, cellular component: cytoplasm. The record is from RefSeq and is a predicted model, not a curated record. Lineage: Eukaryota; Metazoa; Mollusca; Bivalvia; Pectinida; Pectinidae. The transcript has 2 exons. Gene Ontology annotation, molecular function: ATP binding; protein serine/threonine kinase activity; tau-protein kinase activity. The annotation marks the transcript as partial.